AUGUCAGACCGGGCAAGACCAAGGGGACCCAAGUCAGCAGCCACCUCGAGAGACUUCCAAUCGAAUCGAUCGUCCUAUGUUCCACAGCGAGAUAAUCGUAAUCGAGAUAACUAUGAGCGAUCUUCGUAUGUGCCGUCUCAACCUCGCGGCGGCACUAAUAACCCGAAACAACAACCAGCGCCACCACCACAACAUCAGCAACAGCGAGAUUCAUAUAGAGCAAACAACAAUAGAAAUGGCCCACCGAGUGGGCCCCGAAACCCGCUGCAACAACGCGCAUCACAACCAAAACCCCAGCAUCAACAGCGUGAUUCAAAAUCUAGUAACAAUAGCAAUAAUAAGAGUAGUAGUGGUAACAACAGCAACAACUCAUACAAGCAAGGCAGCAAGAGGCAACUACCACCUUCAGGCCCUUCGAGCCACUCGAAACGAAGGCAAUUUGGCGAUCAGCAAGGCUAUAGGAAAACCCCAACGCUGGCUCCGGCAUUUAGAGACAAACCGUAUAUAUCUGUACCUAAAGGACCUAGAUUCCACGAUGAAGAUGAAGUUAAUCGUCAUCAACCAAGUACACUUUCUCCUUCGCCUGCGCCUGCAUCUGGGCCUGUUUCUGGUUCCGCUUCCACCAAACUCUUCCCCGACCAGAUAUACUGCAUCAAGAUUGCCAAGGGGGCACCAGCCUAUGAGAGAGUGCAACAAGUCGGGGAAGGCACAUAUGGCAAAGUUUACAAGGCGAAAAACAGCAUUACUGGUGAAUUUGUUGCAUUGAAGAAGUUGAGAUUGGAGCAGGAACGAGAAGGGUUCCCCAUUACCGCGAUUCGCGAGAUUAAAUUAUUGCAAAGUUUCGAUCACGUGAAUGUUGUGGGUUUGCUUGAGAUGAUGGUGGAACAUAAUCAAAUCUUUAUGAUUUUCGAUUACUUGGAUCACGAUUUGACUGGUUUGUUAACUCAUCCGGAAUUGCACUUGGAGGAAUCCCACCGCAAAUGCAUCUUUAAGCAGUUGAUGACGGGGUUGGACUAUUUGCACGGGAAGCGCAUCAUCCAUCGCGACAUCAAGGGGUCCAACAUCCUAUUGGACGCGAGCGGCAACUUGAAAAUCGCCGACUUUGGGCUCGCGCGCACGAUGACGGUGUUGGGCGAAGGUGAAGUUGCCGACUUUACAAAUCGCGUCAUCACGAUAUGGUACCGGCCCCCGGAAUUGCUCUUGGGGGCCACCAACUAUGGCCGCGAAGUUGAUAUCUGGGGCGUGGGAUGUUUGUUGAUUGAGUUGUAUUCGCGAAUGGCGGCGUUCCGCGGCAUGGAUGAGAUUAGUCAGCUUGGAAAGAUUUUCAACAUUAUGGGCACGCCCACGCAUGAACAGUGGCCCCAAAUUGACAAGUUGCCCUGGUUUGAGAUGUUGAAGCCCAAGAUUAACAUUGCGUCGAAGUUUAGCUCCAAGUAUCAAGAGGUGAUGUCUCCAGAUGCGUUUAAGCUAGCGGGGAAGUUGUUGAGUUUGAACCCGGAACAUCGCCCUAGUGCUGAAGAAGCGUUGCGCGAUGUGUAUUUCAGUAAUGAUCCGCAGCCGCGGCCGUUGACUUUUUUGCGGGAGUUGCAGGGUGAGUGGCAUGAGUUUGAGACGAAGAAACGGAGACGCGAGGAGAGGAAACGGGUCAAGGAUGAAGAAGACGCCGAGUUGGCUGCGAGCAAGAAGAAAGUCAAAGUGGAUGGUGGACCUGCCGCCAUUGCCAGCGCCGGCGGUAAUGGUGGCGCGGGCUCAACACGGACAUCCCCUGAAGCGAUUAGCAUGAGCACUGGUGUCGAUUCGAGCAAGAUUUAA
Messenger RNA from Lodderomyces beijingensis, 1812 nucleotides. The record is from the annotation of a GenBank genome assembly. NCBI's taxonomy places the organism in Eukaryota, Fungi, Ascomycota, Pichiomycetes, Serinales, Debaryomycetaceae.